Messenger RNA from Culicoides brevitarsis, 1725 nucleotides. Its product is annotated as recQ-mediated genome instability protein 1-like. Gene Ontology annotation, molecular function: nucleotide binding. Gene Ontology annotation, cellular component: RecQ family helicase-topoisomerase III complex; nuclear body. The record is from RefSeq and is a predicted model, not a curated record. Lineage: Eukaryota; Metazoa; Arthropoda; Insecta; Diptera; Ceratopogonidae. Bases 10 to 1725 code for a protein of 571 amino acids. The transcript has 3 exons. Gene Ontology annotation, biological process: resolution of meiotic recombination intermediates; double-strand break repair via homologous recombination.
AUCCCCGAAAUGACUUCUGAAUUAGAAACCUCCUUAAACAACGAGAGACUUUCUCUGCUGCGAGCAAAAUUAAUUCGUCGCAAUGUUCGCGUCACAAACGAAUGGCUCGAAGGAUGUUUGGAGCACUUUUUAAGUGAAAUGCCGGAAAUCUCCAACGAAGAUCUCUUGGAAGGAGCUUUUGAGCAAUUUACCUUGGCUGACGUCAAUGACUGUGGCUUGCCUGUGAUUCCUGACAGCAUUGUGCGACGAAAGGACAUUCACGUGAUCGAAGGAACUUUUAUCGUUCAAAUGAAUUUUUUAGUGAACGUUGCUGAAUCAGCCUUUGACUUAUUGCAACAAUUGUACAAGCAACAAAUUGACGAGACAGAUGAGGAACAACAAAAUCGCAGAAAUAACAAACAAUCCGUCAAAAAACAGAGAAUGUUAAAACUUGAAUUAACUGAUGGGACAACGACUUGUUACGGAAUGGAAUACUCACCAAUACCACAAUUGAACGUAAAUUUACGUCCGGGAACGAAACUUCGCAUCAAAGGACCUCUUAAAUGUAUUAAUCACGUUUUGUACCUCGAAUCUAAGAAUGUUGACGUUCUCGGGGGUGAAGUUGACACGUUACUCAUUGAAAAUGCCUUUGAAAAUAUUUUACUAAAAACUUUAAACAAGCCAAUUAAUACAGCGCCAAAAGCUGAAUAUGCUGGAAGCGAGAGAAAUCUUCAUCAAACUCAAAUUUCCGUGUUAAAUGAGCGAAAUUUGCCUUCAAAUGCGACGAGAACUCAAUCUACGAUCCCAAUUCAGGACGAUCCGUUCGGCGAUGACGACUUGGAAUUCAACGAAUUGGAUUUAAAUGCGAUUCAAGCACAAUCUGCCGCUAUCCAAACGCCUCCAACUCACGUUGCGACAACAAAUCGUCGUUCCAUGCACGAAUACGAAGACGAUCCCGACGAUUUAGAAGCUCUUGAAGAAAUCGAAAGUGAAAUUCUUGCCCAAAGAUCGCAUCUCGAAGCAACCGCGAGUCGAAAAAGACCAAGUACGAGUCCAAUUGCCGGCGGUUCGAGUAGUUUCAUGUACUGCGAACGCCCUUCCGUCGCAGAAGACAAAGUUGUUCACGUCUCAAAAGUCCCCAAACUCGAAGGCUUGGACGAUCUCGACUUUGAUGAUGAAUUUGACAUGCUCGUUGCAGCUGCUUUUGAUCUUCCGCCGUCACAAAAUGUGCCAAAACCCGUCGAAUAUCACACUGCCGACUACAAAUUCCGUCUCGAAGGAUGCAAUUUACUCACUUUUGCUCAGCUGCAAGAGAUAAAACUCCUCGAUUUGCAAGACAAGACUUUCAUGUUCUUCGGCUUAGCGACAACUGUGACAAAAGCUCUUUCAAUUGCCGACGAACGAUGGACUUUGGAGGUAAAUCUCGAAGAUGAACCAAACAGCACACUUUCUGUCACCCUAUCGCCCGAUUUGUUGGACAAAAUGAUUGGCAUGACAGCUGCUGAAGUGAAAAUUAUGAAACAACGCUCGAAAACGCAACCUUCGGUGAAGGAGGAAAUUUUUAAGAUUUUGAAGAAUUUUAACGAUGAACUGAAAAAUGAAAGGAAAUUUUGGAAAAUUAAAUUUGAGGAGAGUCCAAAAGUUGUUUCUGCCACGAAUCUCAAACCGGUGUACAAAAAAGUUUUAAUUAACAAAAUAGAAAGUGAGAAAUUAGACAAAUUAAAGGCGACGGUGCCGGAAAAUUAA